Molecule: messenger RNA, 1673 nt
Organism: Nicotiana tabacum (common tobacco)
Lineage: Eukaryota; Viridiplantae; Streptophyta; Magnoliopsida; Solanales; Solanaceae
Source: RefSeq, a predicted model, not a curated record
CUCAUUAAAAAUGUCUAAAAUUGACAAUUCUGCUGUCCUUAGCAUUUGCAAAACAGUUCUAGUUUGUGGUUUAGUUCUAUACGUGGGCACCAUUAUUCUUUUCAAUGAGUCUAAAUGUUCAUCUUCUGAUUUUUUCUCUCCCUUGAAACUCACUAUCUCUCCUUCUAAUUCUCAAACAAAUACAUUAUCAAAUGAUGCAAAAACCAACAAUGCCACAAAUAUUAGCCAUCUUCUUUUUGGACUUUUAGGGUCAGAAAAAGCAUGGCAUCAUAGAAAAUCCUAUAUUGAAUCUUGGUGGAGACCAAAUAUUACAAAAGGAUAUCUUUUACUAGAUUUUCCUCCUAAAGGUGAUCUUUUACCUUGGUCAAUAAAUUCACCUCCUUAUAAAAUAUCAGAUGAUGUUCCAAAACUUGUUGAAGAAACCAAACAUGUUGAUCCAACAGUUUUAAGAUUAGUUCAUGGGAUUAUGGAGGUGUUUAGAGAAGAACAUGAAGGUUUAAGAUGGUUAGUGAUGGGGGACGACGAUUCAGUAUUUUUCGUGGAUAAUAUGGUUGAUAUUCUCGCGCAAUAUGAUCAUACGAAGUAUUAUUAUUUUGGUGGACACUCGGAGUUUAUAUUAUCGAAUUAUUGGUACUCGUUUAAUCAAGGUUUUGGUGGAGCUGGAUUUAUAUUGAGUUAUCCUUUGGCUAAAGCAUUAGCAAAUAAUAUGAUGUCUUGUUUAAAGAGAUAUGCUCAUUUGAAAGCUGCUGAUAGAACUACAAUGACUUGCAUUGCUGAUAUUGGUGUCAACCUUUCUCCUCUUCAGGGUAUUCAUCAGAUUGAUCUACGUGGUGACCUAUCAGGAUUUCUAUCAUCUCAUCCAAAAUCUCUAUUAAUGUCUCUUCACCAUUUUGACAUGGUUGAACCAAUUUUUCCCUCUUUAGACCGUGCACACUCAGGAUUUCAUCUCUUAAACGCUGCAAAUUAUGAUCAAUCAAGAAUGUUACAACAAACCAUUUGCCACAAAAGAUCAAGUAAUUGGACAUUUUCAGUUUCUUGGGGUUACUCAGCUCAUAUUUAUGAGAAAAUUAUGCCUAGAAGUUGGAUUCAAAAUCCAAUUGAAACAUUCAAAACAUGGAAUAAAAGUCCUAGGCCACCACAUUACAUGUUUGACGUUAGAAGUCCUUCUUUGGAUCCUUGUGAAGCUCCUCAUGUUUUUUUCUUCAAAUCUGUUGAGAGAAAUCCAAGAAAUGAAAUUGUUACUACUUAUACUAGAGGAUGGCCAAGAGGGAUUGGAGCUUGUUUGUCUUCUGGAAAUUAUUCUGCAGAAUAUGUUUCUGAAAUUCAUGUUUACUCAUCAGCAACAAAACGUAUUGAGAUUGAUAGGUGUGAAUGUUGUGAUGUAAUUCAUGAAGCUGGAUCAAAUAAGGCUGAAAUCAAGUAUAGAGAGUGUAUGAUAGAUGAGAUAAUAGCUUGAUUAUUCCAUAAUAUGCUGUUGUAUAAGCAAUUAUGUCAAUUUUCUUUUUUUUCCUUAUUAGUAUAUUUUUUUUCCAAAAGAUAAUUGUUAUGUACUUAAUUCAACACAUGAAAGAGUCAUGUAAUGCUGAAGAGAUAUGUAACUUCUGCACACAUAAAUAUGUAGCUUAAUUAUCUAUUUUUUUAGACGGAAUUUAAUAAAAUUUUAUUUUGAUUCA